This is a messenger RNA of Meloidogyne enterolobii, 414 nucleotides long. NCBI's taxonomy places the organism in Eukaryota, Metazoa, Nematoda, Chromadorea, Rhabditida, Meloidogynidae. The record is from the annotation of a GenBank genome assembly.
AUGGAACCGGAACGAAAAAUUGAGUUUGAUAAAGCUGAAAGGUUAGCAAAAAGAUUGGGCGUUUCACUUUUUGAGGUUAGUGCAAAAACGGGAAUUAAUUGUGAAGAUGCCUUUGUGGAGUUAGCUACGGUUAUGCGAGACCGACUUUUGGCUUCAGGUCUUUUUACUUACUAUAAUGCAUUGAUCCCUAAAAGGCUUCAUGAGAAUUCGGAUUGGGAUGUAUUUGACCUACUUUUUAUUAAGGGAGUUAAACUUCUUAUGGAGUCAAAUUCUGACUCUGACGACUCUGACCGUUUAUCAACUGCCUUUCACAUCGAUGGUGCCAUAUCACAUGAAAAAAUGAGUAGUCGUUUAAUUGGUGUUGUCCCUAACUGUUGUUCAGGUGAAAGUACUCCAAGAGCUACUUUUGUUUAA